Molecule: messenger RNA, 2278 nt
Organism: Caenorhabditis angaria
Lineage: Eukaryota; Metazoa; Nematoda; Chromadorea; Rhabditida; Rhabditidae
Source: the annotation of a GenBank genome assembly
AUGGCUAAAGAAACUACCACGGUUAGUGUUUUUUUUAGGGAUCUCUGAAUAUAUGAAUAAUGUUUAAAAAAUGCUAAACAUGAUACAUUGCGUGUUUGACAUAAAAAAUGAAAAUUCUGAAUGUGAGCAUUUAGUUUUACUUUAAUUCCAAGUUCCUUGAAGAACUCAGCUUUUUUUUCUUUUUUGUUUAGAAAACAAAAUAAUUUUAAGGACCACUCAUUAAAGAUAAGAACCAUUGAAAAUAAACACUUUUUUCUCUUUUUUCUUUGUUCAAAAAUUUCUUCAUCGCACCUAUUCACUUUCUUUUUUUUUCAAAAAAAACGUCACCAUUUUGUGAAUUCUUUUCCUUUUUUCCUUCUGUGAAUUGGAAAUUGAGAAAAAAGCAAAGGCAAAAAAAAACAUGGAGCAGAGAAAAAGAAAAACGAAAAAGAAUAAGAGAGAGUUGGAUUGUGACGUAGAUGAUCUGAAAAAGACUGAAUGAGAUGAGAAAAUGAAAUAACACAGAGAGAGACUUACGACAGAAGAAACACCGCAAAAAAAACAACGAUGAAGCUGUUGUCUAAAUACAUUGGUAAAUGAACUUUUUCGAAAAUAAAUUGUGCAAUUAGGAAAAGUAGAGAGAGAGAGAUAAUUUGUGUUUGUUUGAAGAAAAUCAUUUUUCCUGGUUUUUUUUACAAAGGGAGAUUUCAAUGAUUAAGGCAUUUGCAUAAGAUAGAAUUUCAGAGAAUCAAAAACGUAUGAAGUAAUAAUAACUUUAGAGAGUCACCUAGAAAGAAAUUCUCAAAAAAAAAAGUUUUUAGGUGAAAAAUAUUAGCGUGAAUGACUUUUUUCAGAUUAAUUUAAAAAAUGAAAAAUUCUUUUAGCUAAUGAAUGGUACAAGCAAACAGGAGGAAAAGGAAACUUUUGCUCAAUUCCUUUACAACAAAAAUAAAGGAACCGUAUUGGGUAGAACCGGAAAAUCAUGGUGUAAGUUGUUUUUUGAAUAAACAUUUCUUGAUCAAGAAUUUAAAUAUUUUUUUAUUCCAGGUCAAAUCACAAUUUUCUACAUCAUCUUCUACUUUUUCCUCUUUGCAUUCUGGAUCGGAUGUUUGGCAAUUUUCUUGAAAUCUCUUGACCCAAAAGUCCCAAGAUUCUAUGGAAAAGGAACAAUUAUUGGUGUUAACCCAGGUGAGAUCGCCGGAAACAAGUCGAACUUUGUUUGCUUUUUUUAUCUUAUCAACAUUUUUUCGCGGCACUCAAAAAUGCAAAAUUGCAGCAAUUUACGUAAUAAGAAUUAUUUUAUCACAAUGAUAAUAUUAAUGAUGUUGGUUUUUAAUUACCUACGUAUAAUUCUUUUGUUUCCAGGUGUUGGAUACCAACCAUGGUUAAAAGAGAAUCCGGAUUCGACGCUUAUCAAAUUCAAUGUGAAAGAUCCAUCAACAUUUGCACCAUAUGUUACACAACUCAAUGAUUAUUUGGCAAAAUACAACAAGACUGAAAACACACGAAAAUGCUCACCAACUGAUUCAAAUGCUGAUUUAGCUGAUGGAAACGAAACUUUGCCUUGCCAAUUCGAUUUGGAUCAAUUCGCCAAAUCUGGAUGUGGAGCUAAUCAAGAGUAUGGAUACAAAGCCGGAACUGUGAGUCUAAAGUUUCGAUUUUCAUAAAAUACAGAAAGACAAUCAAAAUACUUUCAAGAUUCCAUAAUUUAAAGUUGACAUAUGUUCACUUUCACAAUAGGAUGAAACAAAAAUAUGCUAGGAUUUUUAUUUUUAAAUUUUGUGACAAUUUUUCAAAAUAAUUUACCCUUGACCCUUAAUAUUUUUUUUCAAAUUUCCGAAUCACUGAUUUUCAGCCAUGUGUCGUUGUUUCAUUGAACCGUUUGAUCGGAUGGCGCCCAGUCGAUUAUCCAGCUAACAGUAUCCCAGAAGAAGUGAAAAACAGAUACAAGCAAGGAUCAAUUGCUAUCAAUUGUGAAGGAGCCACCAACAUUGAUAAAGAACAUCUUGGAAAAGUGAAAUAUAUCCCAGAAUCUGGAAUUGAUGGAAGAUAUUAUCCAUACGCUUUCACCACUGGAUACCAACAACCAAUUGUAUGUUUAUUUUAUGUUUUUAUAAUAUUUUACGUUAUUUUUCAGGCGAUGGUCAAAUUCGAUAACAUUCCAAAGAACAAACUUGUCAUCGUUGAAUGCCGUGCUUAUUCUUUGAACAUUGAACACGAUAUCUCAUCCCGUCUUGGUAUGGUUUAUUUCGAAGUUCUUGUUGAAGAAAAAGCACCAGCUCCAAAACCAGCAGCUUAA